This is a messenger RNA of Linum tenue, 675 nucleotides long. Lineage: Eukaryota; Viridiplantae; Streptophyta; Magnoliopsida; Malpighiales; Linaceae. The record is from the annotation of a GenBank genome assembly.
CCAUUUGCGGGGCAUAGUUGUGUGUUUUGGCCUAUUUUACGCCGGGUUGUGCUACUUUGUCAUAUUUCAGGUCCUAGGCGUCAAAGGGAAGGCCAAGCACGAGUUUCGGGGCAUUUGGAAGUCGUUUGGUCGAGCUAUGACCAAAACACGGGCAGGCUGCUUGAAGAACACGACCGUGUACACCAAAGGGCCCGCCAGUGUUUUUAUUGCCGAGAGUUGAAUGAAGAAAAUGAGAAAACACGGGCGGGGUCAAUUCAAAACACGGCCGUGUCCUACUUCAAACACGCCCGUGUUUUCCCCCAGACCGUGCCCAUGUAUUUAUGACGUGGCAGAUGGCACGGGCGGGCUGGAGCAGAACACGGCCGUGCCCUCGACCGUGUUCUGGCCAGUGAUGCCCUUUUAGGCAGAUUUUCAGCCAAAAGAGAGGGAAUUCGAGUUUUAGAGAGACAGAGCGAUUCCUAGAGAGAGAAAACGACGAACAAGAGUCUCCAAGUGCCCUAGCUUGAUCUUCAUCACCUUUGGAGCUUGGCUUGAGCUUGGAGAAGUGCCGAUCAACGUCCAGGAGCAGAAAUCCAUCCUUCACAGUAUGAUUUCCUCGUCUGAAUCUGCUUUUGCUUCUUUCUCCAUGGAGUAGUUCUCCCAUUCAUCUGGGUAUGGGGAACCCUAGAUCUGUAU